Nycticebus coucang (slow loris) is the source of this 1446-nucleotide messenger RNA. It is a transcript of the gene GPX2, whose product is annotated as glutathione peroxidase 2. The transcript has 2 exons. Gene Ontology annotation, biological process: response to oxidative stress. The record is from RefSeq and is a predicted model, not a curated record. Gene Ontology annotation, molecular function: glutathione peroxidase activity. NCBI's taxonomy places the organism in Eukaryota, Metazoa, Chordata, Mammalia, Primates, Lorisidae.
GCAGCUGGAGAGCAAUGCAGGUAUACAUGUAUUAUUGCAGUUGUAGUCUCUGAGGCCGGUGGACACAGAGUCCUGAUCCUCCCCAUCUUUCAGACCUCAGCAGCCCCUGACCUCUAAGCUGCACAAUCCAGAGACUGGCACUCAAGGGUAUUCAACAAAUGUCUGUGCCUAACAGGAACAACUUGCUGGGGCACCUCGGAGUCAAUCUUGCAUCCCUCCCCCCUUUUUUUCCUUCCCACUCGACCUUUAGGGCUCUGGUUUCCUGCAAGUAGUGAAUUAUUCACAUCUGUUCAUAAAUACCAAAUUGGCCCUUCCCAGGUUGCUAGCAGGGUGGGGCGGGGAGGUGGUUUUGUUCAGCCUCUAUAAACCUCCUUGUUCCGAGGGCUUUUACAGGUGAGUGCCUAUUUUUGCUAAGUCAUCCUGGGGAUAAUCAAAGCCCCAUUGUUAGAUCCAUUCUGUCCUUCCUGGCUCCUCCUUCCUCCCCACCCUGCUUUGACAGGCUUCUAAGUGGGCUGAGCAGCCCUGCAGGGCUCACUCUGAGCUUGGCCAUGGCUUACAUCGCCAAGUCCUUCUACGACCUCAGUGCCACCUGCCUGGAUGGCGAGAAGAUAGAUUUCAAUACGUUUCGAGGCAGGGCAGUACUGAUUGAGAAUGUGGCUUCCCUCUGAGGCACGACCACCCGGGACUUCACCCAGCUCAAUGAGCUACAAUGCCGUUUUCCCAGGCGCCUAGUGGUUCUUGGCUUCCCUUGCAACCAAUUUGGACAUCAGGAGAACUGUCAGAAUGAAGAGAUCCUGAACAGCCUCCAGUACGUCCGCCCUGGGGGUGGAUUUCAGCCCACCUUUACCCUUGCCCAAAAGUGUGAGGUGAAUGGGCAGAACGAGCACCCUGUCUUCGCCUACCUGAAGGACAAGCUCCCCUACCCUUACGACGACCCGCUUUCCCUCAUGACCGAUCCCAAGUUCAUCAUUUGGAGCCCAGUGCGCCGCUCAGAUGUGGCCUGGAACUUCGAGAAGUUCCUCAUAGGGCCAGAGGGGGAGCCCUUCCGACGCUACAGCCGCACCUUCCCCACCAUCAACAUUGAGCCCGACAUCAAGCGCCUCCUCAAAGUGGCCAUAUAGAUGCGAGCGCUCAGCACACUCACCUCCUGUCCACCCGGUCCCUGUCGGCUCCCCAGGAUUUAGCGAGCCCUCUGCAGACGCCGCUGGACCUACGCGUGCCCUUCCCAUCAGUCUCCUCACGGAAGAGCCUUGCCUUUCCCUGCCUGUUCCUUUUCCUCUCCCACACCUCCAGCUGCUGAUUCAGUCUGGGGCUCCAAGCCUUGGGUGGGCUCUGGGCCUUCACAGAAUGAUGGCACCAUCCUAAACCCUCUGGGUGGUGUCUGAGAAGAGCGAAAGGCCUGGAGCCACCCUGCUCCAUGAGUCCAAUAAAAGGCAGGUGUGGAAA